CGGUGUUCGAGUGUGACACUUGACCCUUCAUAAGACAACACGGGGACAGCGGGCGUAAUGUAACUUUCCCAACACCUCUGACCCCGGUUUAUCACCACCGCCGACUAGGGCUGGCUCUCCGGUAAUGUGUACCGUCGGCCCCGGAAGCCAUCAAUAUCGUCCCGCCGCGCCUCCGUGAGUCCCGACGGGCCGAGAGAUCCAGCGGACCCACCGCCAUGGCCUCGGCGCCCGCCCGCCGCCGCACAUCUGUCGGACUCCCCGCUGCGGCCGCGGCGCUCCUGCUCCUUCUGACGGAAGUGCCCGCCGCCGUGCGGGCUUCCCAAGGCGACAAGGAGCCGGUGUACCGAGACUGCGUGAAGCAGUGUGUCGGGACUAACUGCACCGGGGCUCGGCUGCAGGGCUAUCAGUCCGCACAGCCGCAGUAUAUGGCGCUCACGGGCUGGACGUGUCGCGACGACUGUCGCUAUGAAUGCAUGUGGACCACCGUGGGCCUCUACCAGGCCGAGGGGUACCGAGUCCCGCAGUUCCACGGCAAGUGGCCAUUCGCGCGCUUCCUGUGUUUUGAGGAGCCGGCGUCUGCCCUGGCCUCCCUGCUGAACGGCUUGGCGUGCCUCCUCAUGACGCUGCGCUAUCGGAGCGCGGUGCCCCGCCAGAGCCCCAUGUACCACACCGUCAACGCCUUCUCGCUGGUUUCUCUCAACGCCUGGUUCUGGUCCACAGUUUUUCACACCCGGGACACCUAUCUCACGGAGAAAAUGGACUAUUUCUGUGCAACAGCAGUCAUUCUGUACUCCAUCUACCUAUGUUGUGUCAGAACGUUGGGUCUAAGGCGGCCCGCGGCGUCCAGCAUGGUGGGAGUCCUGCUCAUCUUGGCCUUUACCUCGCACGUGUCCUUCUUGACCUUCGUCAGUUUCGACUACGGCUACAACAUGGCUGCGAACGCCACCAUCGGAAUGGUGAACCUGCUGUGGUGGCUGUGUUGGUGCUGGCAGAACCGGCGGAUCCUGCCCUACUGGUGGAAGUGCAGCCUGGUGGUCGUGCUGCUGUAUGGUCUGGCCCUUCUGGAGCUGUUGGACUUCCCCCCGAUAAUCUGGGUCCUAGAUGCUCAUGCUGUGUGGCACCUCAGCACGAUACCAGUGCACUUCCUUUUCUACAGUUUCCUGAUAGACGACAGCCUCUACCUACUACUGAACACAGAGAAGAUGGGCGUCAAAGUCGAGUAGGAAGGAGCUCGUCACCUCUGCGCUGCGACCACGCCGUCGCACGUCUACGAUCGGGAGGGCGGGACACCCGAACCAGGAAGUAGCCCGAUCUCCCAGACCACGUGCAUGACGCCACGUUGACCUCCAUCAAAGCAGAAUGUGUUGACAAGUUUUAUUGGUUUUUAGUAUUUAUUUGUGUUUGUUGUUUUCUUUAGUUUUGCCUUGUACAGCCACAUGCUGUACGAUUCUUUUGCCAUUUAUCAUCAAAACCGGCCGAAAGAAAAACCGCGAUGACCGUGCCGCGUGACUCUUGGCUGCGUCUGAAAUGAAUCCCCCGAACCGGUGGUCCUCGGAUGUCACGCUUGGAUCUGCCUGAAGUUGCAGUUUGCCUCAUCGAUCAAUAGAUGGCACCAAACCCCUCGCCGGGCCGUGGCCACCCACAGCGUUGGGGCUGCGUGGAUCAGGGUCCAUCUGUGCUAAAAGGGGACUGGCGGACACACAGAGUUGCCCCUUGUGAAGUGGGCUGCCAGUGGAUUGUUCGAGAGGGGCUUAUGUUUGGAGGCCAUUCUAGCUGACUGUGUUUUUUGUUUUUUUUCCAUCUCACACGUGUAUUUUUGUGCCUUCAUUGUUUCCUCUGCUGCUUUCUUCUCUUACACUGUACACUUCUGUAUCAUUGCCAUUUGAGUUUUUAUCAGCUGUCUUUGUUGUUUUUAAUUCUGUUAUCAUUGAACAACCUAUGUGCUUUAUUCUUAGACGUUUUUUAAAUUAUUUGGUGGGGUGACGUAUGAUGGAGGUUCUCAAAAUGAAAAUCCUGUUUUCAUUCACCUGGAUUGCCUUGUAAUGGGAGAUAAUAAUUGAGAAAGGACAAAUAUGAAUACAUCAAGAGUUUCUAAUAAAUUCCGAGGUGGAGUGUGAGUGAGUGUGUGUGUGUGUGUGUGUGAUCGAGUGUUAAAGAUUUUGUUGGGUGACUAUUAUUUGCAUUUCAUUCCUUGCUGUAAUGAUCUGCAGAUAAAUACACACACACACACACACACACACACAAUCAGCUGCUGUUCAGAUUACUGCCCCACCAUGUCAGAAAGCCCCCUUCACUCGUAUCUGCCUUUGAUGUAUCAAACCUGCCUGACGUUUCAUUUCAUCAAAUAGUCCCCAAAAAGACUGACAGUCAUACACCGUGUGUGUUCAUCCCUCAGCGGCUGCCUUCCAUAUGUGCACUUUACGUGUGUGAACAUUUAGGUGCCUGCUUUUGUAUUUGUGUGUGACAACAAUGGCGCGUGUGUGUGUGUGUGUACCUGUCGCCUUGACUACAGUGUGUUGCUUUUGCCAUCGCAAACUGAAUCAUGUGUGAUUGUCAGCGAGAUUGAUGUGUGUGUGUGUGUGCGCAUGCGCGCGUGAGUGUGAGAAAGUGUGUGUGAUGGGAAAAUUUAGAUCUGCUGACCGGAAGGGUGGGGGAGGGGCAUAGGUUUGGUUGGCAGAGAUACUGAUAUAUGUGAAAAGAAUAAUUUAUUGCGCAUAUUCUAGUUCUUAUUUGCUCACUAUUCAUAUUUUCAGUUGGAGUGAUGUUUGUUAAUUACUGGCAUUCAUCCAUUAGUGUCUGGAGUGAUGUGGUUAAUUCGUAGUCUCUCUAAAAGACUAAGAAUGACCACAUCACUUUUCUUCCCCCACUCAUCCGCUGCCCACUGAAGCAUCGGAGCUCUUUCCUCCACCUCACAGCUAAUGUUUGGACAAAAAAUAAAAAGGUGCUUUGUUGAAAAAGAA
Pungitius pungitius (ninespine stickleback) is the source of this 2960-nucleotide messenger RNA. It is a transcript of the gene pgap3, whose product is annotated as post-GPI attachment to proteins phospholipase 3. Gene Ontology annotation, cellular component: endoplasmic reticulum membrane. The record is from RefSeq and is a predicted model, not a curated record. Lineage: Eukaryota; Metazoa; Chordata; Actinopteri; Perciformes; Gasterosteidae. Bases 216 to 1223 code for a protein of 335 amino acids. Gene Ontology annotation, biological process: GPI anchor biosynthetic process. Gene Ontology annotation, molecular function: hydrolase activity, acting on ester bonds. The transcript has 8 exons.